ACGAGACGCACGUGAAUCGAAAUAAAUUAUUCAUGCAUCAUUCCUGACCGGUUGUAAUUAACAUUUCAAUGAAAAAUGCACUGUCAAAUAAUUAGUCUGCAUUAUUAUAAAAAUACGUUUUUCAUGUCGCACCGGGACCGGUUCGGUAUGGACUGUGUUCAUUUCCUGAUCCACCUGUGUUGUUUCACAGCGGUGUUUCGUGUAUGUUAUGGGAGAGUACAAAUUCAAAGCCCUGGAACUCUUCCGGAAAGUUGCCUUGAUAUCAAGCCCGAAUCAGAUCCCAUAUGUGGGGGCCCCGGUUUCAAACGAUAUGCGUACGACCCAAAGAAGGGGCGAUGCACCAGCUUCAUACACCACGGGUGCCGAGAAUCCAAGAACGUUUUCAGCACGCGUAGUGAGUGCCAGCGCACGUGUGCAUGUAACGUUUCUCUCAACCAAGGCAAAUGGUGCGGGACCCAAGACCCUUACAAACUUCGUUAUUACUGGGAAAGGGAAAGUGGAUUGUGUCGUCCAUUUUGGUACAGCGGCUGCAGCGGAAAUCACAACCGGUUUGCGUCCAUAGAAUAUUGCCAACGAGUGUGUGACGUCAACUAUCGCCCCGUCUGAAAAGUCCCUUUUCAUAUUUUAAUUUUCUUUUCAUUUUAUCAUAUUUUGUAAAUCCUUGGCUUAUUUACCUUUUUAUGGUUUCCUUCUUUUUUUUCUUUUUUUUUUUUUUUUUUUUGCAUUUUUAUGCAUUUUUCCUUUCCGAUCUCGUUUGGCCCGUGCCUUGCGAGAUUGACCCUAGUUCACCAUUUUCACCUUUACGGCCAAUCACGCAGUUGUGUUUGACCUGUCGUGACUAGUGUAUGUAUUUGUACAGUAUAUUAAUGCGUUGUGUAGGAGAUGAAUGUAUGUGUAAGUUGCAUAAUUGAGUAUUUAUUUAUAAAGUAUGCAUGAAUAUUUUUUAUAGCGUGUGUGAAUAUAUUCAUCAUGAAUACGCUGCCAGUCAUUGUUAAAAUAUUUAAACUGAUAAAAUAAACUCUAUAAAGAUCCUUUUUUAUUUAUUGUUUACUAUUUUCAUCGUCAAAAUGCAAGGAGAGAAAUUAAAAAUAGAAAAUGACUUUUUAUGUUUCGUGUCAUCGUUCUAGUCUUUUAUUAUAAUUUUUACUAAAAAUUGCGAACUCUUAAAUACAAUAUCUUUAGAGUAAACAGAGGUUAAUGCAUAAAAAUUAUUUUUAUAAAAAAAGAAUAAAAGCGUCAGAAACUGGCGUGUGUUAUUUCCUUUUGAUUUUAUCAGC
Molecule: messenger RNA, 1277 nt
Organism: Magallana angulata
Lineage: Eukaryota; Metazoa; Mollusca; Bivalvia; Ostreida; Ostreidae
Product: BPTI/Kunitz domain-containing protein 5-like
Exons: 2
Coding region: 76-606 (176 amino acids)
Molecular function (GO): serine-type endopeptidase inhibitor activity
Source: RefSeq, a predicted model, not a curated record